Messenger RNA from Rhinichthys klamathensis goyatoka, 1549 nucleotides. It is a transcript of the gene plpp1a, whose product is annotated as phospholipid phosphatase 1a. Lineage: Eukaryota; Metazoa; Chordata; Actinopteri; Cypriniformes; Leuciscidae. Gene Ontology annotation, biological process: phospholipid metabolic process; phospholipid dephosphorylation; signal transduction. The record is from RefSeq and is a predicted model, not a curated record. Bases 310 to 1158 code for a protein of 282 amino acids. Gene Ontology annotation, molecular function: phosphatidate phosphatase activity. The transcript has 6 exons.
AAGACACCCGAGACAUCAAUAUACCGGCUCGCCAUCGCUUAUUCUUAACCUCAUGCGGUGAAAUGGUCAUCGUAUCUAAGAAACUACAACCAAGUGGCUCGCUCUACCUCCUCUCCGGCUGAUUAACGUUACUUGUCGUCAUUACGCAGUCAAUGUUAAGAGUGUGUGAGCUCUCGUUAGUGCGCGUCUAUGUCAGUGGAGCUCUAGAGGUGGACUCUCAGUUAGUCUGUUUACUGUGGGAACACUGAGGGGGACGCCUUUAAUAAAGCCUUCAUCUUCAUAACUGACACACAGAAGGACACUGACACGAUGUUCGAAACCAGAGGAAUCCCCUUUAUGUUGCUUGACAUCGCGUGCCUAAUACUCGCCGGCCUCCCGCUUGCAGCGUUUAACCUGGGUAAAAUCAAACCGUAUCAGCGGGGCUUUUUCUGUAAUGACGAGAGCAUCAGCUACCCCUUCCACACCAGCACCGUCACCUCCUCUGUGCUCUACACAGUGGGCUUCACACUUCCCAUAUGUAGUAUGAUCAUAGGGGAGUGCCUUUCAGUCUAUCUAAACCGCAUCAAAUCAAAGUCUUUCUGCAACAGUUAUGUGGCCUGUAUCUAUAAGGCCAUUGGGACCUUUGUGUUUGGUGCCGCCAUGAGCCAAUCACUCACUGACAUUGCCAAGUAUUCAAUUGGCCGACUGCGGCCACACUUCCUGGAUGUGUGCAAACCGGAUUGGACGAAGAUCAACUGCACAGGAGGGGCUUACAUCGAGGACUUCAUCUGUACUGGGGACACAACCAAGGUCAAUGAGGGAAGACUCUCGUUCUACUCGGGUCACUCCUCUUUCUCCAUGUACUGCAUGUUGUUCCUGGCACUUUAUCUUCAAGCAAGAAUGCAAGCUGAAUGGGCACGACUCCUUCGACCCACACUCCAGUUCUUCCUGAUCGCCGCCUCCGUCUAUACAGGACUGUCCCGUGUGUCAGACUACAAACACCACUGGAGUGAUGUACUCACAGGCCUCAUACAAGGAGCCAUCGUGGCUUUACUAGUGGUUUUCUGUGUGUCGGAUUUCUUCAAAAAGAAAGUGGAACCUCAGAAAGAGGCCGAGAUCCCACACACCACCUUACAAGAGACGCCGACGAAUGGAAAUCAUUACGAGAACCCAAGCUAAGCUGACGAAUGGAAGGGUUUUCGGCGUGCACCCACUAUGAGGGCAGACCACUAGGGUGGAAACCUGUGAAUGUAACCUUGCUUUUCAAUGUUCUCCAGACACCCCUUUCUGGGGGUCCGUUUAUGGACGCUGUCCCACGUUGCCUUGGCUGGACUGCUUCUGCUGCUACCACAGCUUCCUGUGUAUCUCCAAAAACUAAUAUAAGUGUACCUCUAUUAUGCCACAAAAGAAAACACUUUUUUUUUUAUCUGUAUGAAAAAAAAGAAUCACUAUACAGACUUUUUUUUAUUAAAAUUGUUAAAACUGUAUGUACAAUAUAUUGCGCUUUUAUGAUGAAAACCAGAACCCAUUAUGCUCGUUGAACACAAAUAAAACAAUUAUGUUCCAUGUA